CGAGUCUUCCAUCGGGAAGCGUCGUUAAUAUUUCGCCGCGAUGUUAGCCCCGUUUUACGCGUCGCUCGGCGAAACGGAAUUGCGUGUUAAACGGGAGGACAUACUCGCGCGCCGCUUCUCCGCUUCUGCGGCCCCAACGCUCAGCCGUGCAAUUACAAAGUGAUAAUGACGAAUAAUAGCCGCGCGGAAUUGAUAACGAUCGCUGGAUCCUUGGAAGCUUCUGGGAAUAUUCAGAGGAUAUCCUUUCCAUUAAAUCGAAUGACGCGCGAUUCCGAACGUGUUUGUGAUUUUCGGGUCAUCGGCUGAGCCGCGGUCUUAGGUUGCAGGAGCGAUUAUUACUUUCAUGAAACUAUGUUACAAGAGUAAUGUCCACCUAGGUGAUGAUAACGCCUCUCUAGAUGGAGCUGGUACUGCUAUCAAGGCGAUCCAGAAACGCGAGUACACAGACGACUGCGUGUUCAACGAGACCCUGGAGCAACACAACUACAACACGUACAGUUCGGCGAAAUGGUCCACGACGAAGAAGACGCUUUACCUGGGUCUGAACCGUCGUGGCCAGCCGAGGAGGGUACAGGCCAAGGGUCACAACCUGGGCAGACUGUCCGCCUACGCGAGAGUGUUGACUCAGGUCGCUUCGUCGGAGCGAGUCGAAGCUCUGCAGAGGCGGAUGCUGGGCGCUCAUCACAACGUCCGGCACCGACAUCACAGCCAUCGAGGGGACUUGGUCCAGCAGUCUCUCUGCCCCACUCUUCCUGUCCAGGAAAAGGACGGCAGGGACAAGUUCAGGUGUCGCAAACGAAAGAAGAGGAAGAAGAGGAAACGGCGGUGCAGGCCGGGCGAGAAGCCUGGUCCUCAGUGCCAAAUCACGGAGGAGAGCAACGGGCAUGCGGCCAGGAGCGAGGGUCCGCGCUCGAACGGGACUUCCCCGGAGUCGAAGAGAUCCUGCGAGGGCGCGGCGAGCGAGGAGGUCUGUCGAAGAGAGGCCCUCUCAGUUCCAUCCAAGAAGCGGAAGCUGCGGGUGGAAGAGGCGACCGACGGACCAGCCGGCGGCCGGAACGUCACCGCGAGCAACGGUAAGAGCAAACCACCAGCGUCAAAUGCAAAAAAAGUAAGCGCCGCUGGCAGCAUGAGUCAGAGUAAAAAGCCUAAUUUGACGGACGGGAAGAAGAAAAAGAAGAAGGGCCCGCCAGCGAGGAGGAAGCCAGCGGUGACUCUGGGCCGCAAGAGGUUCACGCCUGGCGGAACGGGCAACACGUCUGCGGCGCGCACGGCAACUUCCGCACCGACCUACGCAACGUCAUCCUCCUCUUGGUGGUCUCCUGGUGCGUCAACCGUCCCUUCAGGGAGAGGAACCUCGCCUAGGCGCAGAACCAAACCGACCUCCCCCGCGAACAACGAGCCCGGCGUCUCGAAAGCUUUCGCGAGAAAUCGUACGAAGACGACGACGACGCCCGACCUAACUACCCAAUCUGCGACCCCAAAAGUUCCUGAGACCGUUUCCGAUCGAUCCUUCCGAAGCUCGAGCCGCUCCUCCACGGAAUCGAUCGCGGUGGACGCCUCCAAGUCGUCGAUCGAGUCCUUAUCAAACGACAACAAUCCGUCUUCGACGGUAUCGAACGAACCCGCUACGUUAGAGUCGACCUUGGCCACCUCGAUCGAAACCACUGGCACGCCGACCAAGUUCAGGUUGCCGGAAGACGAGUCCGGAUCGCUCGAGGAUCCCGACAAUCCAGACGACAGGCUCGACACGCCGGAAACUAUACAGUCGACCACUCCGGAGAUUUCGCUCGAGAGUUUGGCCAUGUGAGGCGCCCGUUCGCUUUCGGCACGACCGAUCGUGUCCACGGGAAUCAUUGUAAACUUACGUGUACAUAGUAUUCAUACUACGUUACGAUUUACGACAUACUUCACAUUCAUGUACGACGAUCGCGUGCGCAUCGCGCGUGCUCCGGGGAAUUUCCGGUGUUCGAACUGCCGGUGCUACGGGAAUUGGAAAAGUCAAGAUCGAUGUGAUUUAUUUCUAGGCUUUUUCGGAUUGAUGUUAUUUCAUCUCCACGUAUUUAGAUGUUUAGAGAUGGUGAUUAUAAUAGUUCGCGAACUGAGAUGUUCUAUUUAGUGGCGAGAUGGUGAAUGGUCAAACAUAGUCACUAUACUGUAAUAAUUCGCGAACCGAGGUGUUUUUCAUGUUACAUUUGAUAAUUCUUUUUAAUUUGAAGAGAAUAUAUUUGUUGGGUACAGACUCAUGGGUCAUAUAACUGGGUAGAUGCAGAAGAUACACACUCGUGCAAAAAAAUAAUUGUCCUCUUGCUCUAUCGAAAAUUCAUUUAAUCACAAUUAUCGAGACAGUUGUUUCAAAACACUAAAAGAAACUUUCUUGUUCGUUUAAUUUAAAACUCUGUAUUGAAAAGCGAUGUGCAUGGGUUUGUAACCUCGAGUUAAACUCGUCGGUUAACUGUAGGAUUUCUUCGCUAUCGUAGUAACAAACUGUCUUCACUAUCAGAAUCUGGAACGAGAAUAUCAAUAUUCGAAUUCGUUGAAUACAACGACUAUCGAACAAAAGUAAAGAAUUACAAUUGUACGUCGCGAAAAUGGGAUGGCAGUUCUCGACGAGAUCAAUAUUUAGUCUUGACUAAAACAAAGCAAAAGUCAUCCAUCAAACUACCAGUACUACUUGAACAGAUCGGAAAAAGAGUUUCCAAUGUUCGCGAACAAAGAGAAGUCAUCUAGACAUCAUCUAAACAUCUCCGGCUAACGAUCGAUCUUGAUUCCUAUCGAUUCCCGAGCCACUUUUCCAAUAAUCGUCGCAAAAAGACGCGGUCCGUGUCGACGGAAGGAGGCUGGGUACGUGGAACAGCCCGUUUGGCCCUGGGAUGGUACGUCACGAAAAAGCGUGUCGACUGAGACGACUCUCUUUCUUCCCUCUCUCGCUCUCAGCCCCUCGUUACUCCGAGAGACGUAAUUAUGCACGGGAAGAGACGGGUUGUAUCAAACGGCGGGGCCGCGUAACGAGCACGUAACUCGCGUUUAAUCUUCGAGCAGGUCCCUGUCGCGGUGCAAAGAGCUGAGGCCGCGUUCCGGGACCGUUCGCGAGUAUAGCGAAUGAGCUAAUUACGAGAGGGGCCAACCGAACGCGAUUCGCGCCGGGUAUUUUCUUAAUGGCGAUUGCCCUGGUAAUACUUGUAAUCCGAUGGAAAAUGAAUGAAUUUGUCGGCCGCUCGCGAUCAGCCGCUACCAUGGAUACCAUUUCCGUUUCAGGGUAUAAACACGGACGAACUCGAUUCUUCUGGCUCACGCAACCACGGGCAACUGGGUGUUUGCGAGCGACAGCGUGUGCCAUUGAUGGCGGUUACAACAACGGAGAUGUAACGUCGAAUGCUUAAUUAUUUCAAGGUCCGAGUAAAUCCGUGGUGUGAUCGUCGUUCGCGAGUAGCUAAUUGCUCGUGACUGAUCUAAUGUAUAGAACGGUAUGGGCAACCGAAGGCUCGCGAGCA
This is a messenger RNA of Hylaeus anthracinus, 3491 nucleotides long. Its product is annotated as serine/arginine repetitive matrix protein 1-like. The coding region runs from base 344 to 1807 and encodes 487 amino acids. The transcript has 2 exons. Gene Ontology annotation, molecular function: growth factor activity. The record is from RefSeq and is a predicted model, not a curated record. Lineage: Eukaryota; Metazoa; Arthropoda; Insecta; Hymenoptera; Colletidae.